Rhododendron vialii is the source of this 6913-nucleotide messenger RNA. RefSeq lists its product as uncharacterized. The record is from RefSeq and is a predicted model, not a curated record. NCBI's taxonomy places the organism in Eukaryota, Viridiplantae, Streptophyta, Magnoliopsida, Ericales, Ericaceae. Gene Ontology annotation, biological process: ribosome biogenesis. The transcript has 10 exons. Gene Ontology annotation, cellular component: nucleolus. Bases 118 to 6432 code for a protein of 2104 amino acids.
AAUUUAACGGUAGCACCAAACCUAGCGCGGGGUUUAUACUCUGACAGCCGCAAUACCUAACCUGGCGCGGUUAACUGAACUCUUAAACCCCUAGCACAACUCGCAAAACCCUUGGCAAUGGCCGAUUCUGAACCAGAAUCACAACACAGAACUACGACGACGAGGAAGAAGAAGACGAUGAAGAGGAAGCUAAGAAGCGCCUCCGAAAAGGGAAGCGAUGAGCAAAGACCUUCCAAAGCCCCUCGCCUCGACCGUUCAGAGAAAAAGAAAGAGAGAAAGAAACCAAUACAAGAAGUUGUCCCAGAACAUGGAGAACCAGUCGAAAACAUCGAGGACGGCCACCCUUGGAGGAAUCUUCAGCUAAUUUUGUCUCUUCAGAACAAAGACAUCGAUAUUCAACAAAAGGUGGAACUAGCAUUUGGUUUUGUGAAAUCGAGAGAGAGCAAACAAGGGGAUGACGAUGCUGAAGGUUUAGAAGCGAUUAGCAUUCAUAGGGUAAUGGUUUUCCUCACCAAUUGGGUCCAGUCAUUGUUGAUUUCUUCAGAGAAGAAAAUUAGGGCUGAAGGGUAUAAGCCUCAGUUUGGAAUUGUAGGGUCAUGUUGGGACUAUAGAAGCUGGGAAAUUUUCAGGUACUGUUUGGAGGAGUCUUUGAAAAUGCAGGUUUCAUUGAACAUUUCAAGAGACUUCCUACGGGUUAUACACUUCAUUGCAAAGGAUGCAUUGUCCAAACUGAAUGUUGUUUCACAUUUGGAAGGAACAAUUUUGAAUGGUAUAGACUUUGAGUUGUACAGGAUUGUUGUUAGUUGUGUUUCCUUGGUAUUCUCAUCCCAUAGUGGAAUUCUAAAUGAAAACUUGGACCUGUGGAUUAUGACUGCUGAUACAGUCCUGGAGCUCGUUAAGAAAUUUUUUGAUCAAAAUCUUGAGGGUGGCAAUGCGGAUUCAUUUUUCCUACAGUUUUCAUGUGCUGUGCUUGAGCCAUUCGUCAAGUUUUUGAGGGUCCACCCUACUCGGAAAAAUGGUUUCCGUGACUUCAUAGAUAAGCUCCUUGAGCCUCUGUUGCAUUUGUUGGGUGUCUUGCACCUUCAAGUUGAUGGGAGUUAUUCUGGUUGGACACGAAAUUUGCUGAAGCUUAUCGAAGAAGUCUUUUGUUGUGGGUUGUUCCACCCUGCUCAUAUGGAUGGUUUUCUGAGCUUGCCAAGUACUGGCAAGUAUGUGACAUUUGAUGAUGGAAAACCAAGAGAUUCAAAAAUCAUUAUUAAAAGUUAUCACAGGCACCUUUUUGAUAAACUGGAAAAGGUUUUGGCAGGGAAGAAUAUAUCGGCAUCAAGUGGUGUUGGAGAUAUGUUUCACUUGUUCGUCUCUUCUGUUAAAAACCAAAAGGGAGCUUCAGUUAGGGAAGGUUUGAGGCAGUUGGAAAAUGAUUUUGCUGGUCAUAUGCCUAAUAAAUCAGACGUGAACAUUAAUUUAGUUUCGGAAAAGAGUCAUGGCUCAACAUGUUUGAAAGCAGAAACCAGGAAGUCACUGAUUGACUUCUUUGUACAGAUUGUGGAACCUUUGUUGCAAGAGUUUAACAUCUAUAUUCAAAAUGAACUGGAGGUGGGACCUGCAUUGUUCGAUGUACGGGACACACUCAGUUCUACCAACAAAAUACUUGUUAGCUUUAUGCAUGAUAAGUUGUACAUAAGGAACGAGGAUAUCUCUGAAGGAGCUUUUUUUAAUUUCUUGAAAGGGGUCUACGAUAUGGUUUUGUCUUUUCUUCCGAAAAUACUGCAACUAUGGCAAUCAACAGUUGAUGGGGACAAGAUAACAAAGCUGCGGAUGUUUAGUUCCGUAGCCACAGAGCUUGUUAUUGCUGUACGUCACUUGGUAAAAAUUGAAUACAAGGUUCUUGGGAAUGACUUGGAAAGCUUAUGGCUUAUGGUGUUCUCAUUUGCUUCCCUUAGCCUCUCUUUGCCUGAUUCACCAGAUCAACACAAAUUGAUUUCAGAGAUACUUGGUCUUGGUUGCCAACUGGUUAAUCUUUAUAGCGAACUUCGACAGGUAAAUGAUGUUAUUUGGGCACUGUGUAAAGCGGUGAGGCGUUUGGUACUACAUGCCGGUUACGGAGAAAUGAUCAACACUAAUGCACCUUUGUUAUGUCGUGGAGCACAUGCAAAGUCAGUGAGUUUGGUAUUAUGCUCACAAGAGUUCAGGCUUGCCAUUCGUGAUGCUAUUGUGUCCAUUCCAGAAGGGCAAGUCACCGGCUGUGUUCAGCAGUUAAAAACAGAUAUCUCAGAAUGCCUGGAAUGGGUUAAAGCUACUUAUUCGUUGUCUGCUCAAAAUGAACUUGGCAAACUGGAUCCGCAUAGUAGCGGGCUUUAUUUUGAUGUGCAAGUAGAACUUCUGGGAAGAUGUUUGUCUGAUAUGCAUACACUAGUUCUGGAUUCACUGACCAUAACAUCCGGUAACAGUAAUCUCAUAAGUGUUUCUGUGAAGGAUCUGAUGACAGUGUUACGGCCUAGCAUGACUAGUCUGGUUGCAGUACAGCCCGAUAGUGUAAAUGAGUUUCUCUUUACAUUUACAGGGAAAAAACUCAGUGAUAGUGGGACUGGAUGCAAUAAUUAUUUAUUAUCCACUCAGUGGAUUCUUCUGUUUUUCUUUCGUCUAUACCUAUCCUGCCGAAGCGUAUAUAGGCAAGCACUAAGCCUUGUGGGCUCAGAUACAUCGAGAAAGAUGUCUGAGCUGAUGGGUGACUCACUCACAGCCCACGCUGGGAAAGAUUGGUUGGAGAAGACUGAUUGGAUUUCUGGAGGCUAUUUUUCUUGGAUUUUCCAGCCUUCAGCUUCUCUAUCCACCAUUUUACAGUCUGUUUCAGACUUUUGUCUUGAAGGCAAUAUGGCACAUUGUGCCCCUUUGGGUUAUGUGUUGAACACCAUGGCUAUUCAGAGGCUUGUUGAUUUGAAUAGGCUGAUAAAGUCUUUUGAGUAUCUACUGAAAAGGAAAGAAUAUCUGAAGUUGAUGAAUGAUGUUGGGUCGUCACCAGGUAGUAAAAACAGCAAAAAGUUGAAGAAGUGUAUCCGAUGUUUGAGGCAAGAGGCAGCAGACCUAAGCAACUUUGUGAUGGGAUACCUCCCAUUUCUGGCCAAAGACCAAACGUCCAACUCUUCAUCUGAUGACCCGACUUAUAAAACUUUGGAUGGCCAAGCACUAUGUCAAUAUGACCAGUGGGAUUUUGAGAUUGGUGCUUUAAAUGAAAAGUCAUUGCCUUCUGCACUUUGGUGGAUUAUUUGCCAAAAUAUUGAUGUUUGGUGCGCUCAUGCUGCUAAGAAGAAGUUGAAAAUGUUUCUUUCACUUCUAUUCCAGAGUUCUCUUCUGCGAGUUGGCAGCAGUUUUGACGACUUUGCAAAGCAGAAAAGUGAUGGACAUGGCCAUCUGAAGAACAUCACGGCACGCCAAAUCUCAUUGGAACUUCUCCGAGACACUGUUCUCUAUGAGCAAACGUUUGUUCGCAGGCUUAUGGCAUCGAGGUUUUGCCGUAUCUUGGAGAAGUCAAUCAUAUCAAUAUUCACUAAUGUCGGAGAGAUUGAUUUGAAGUCAUCACCCAAUUUGCUCGAGGUUUCAAGGGUGUGCGGCAAUUCAUCAACUUCUUGUUCUGCCAACAAGCAUGUUAUGAAUGACUCUACUUCAGUCGCAGAACCCAUCUCUUCUUCAUCUAAGAGGCCGCCAUCCUUUCUUUCACAUAGCGUGGGUUUCGCUGAUUGUCAAAAUUUGCUCAGCUUUUUGUGUUGGAUGCCAAAAGCAUGUUUAAGUUCUAAAUCAUUUUCUCUGUGUGCAACCUACAUUCUCAACAUUGAGAGGCUUGUAGUUGGCAGCUUAUUAGAUUGUCAUGGUGCUUUGUACUCCCAAAACGUCUCUGAGCUCUUCAAAUUGAUACUGUCUUGUCGGAGGGCCCUUAAAAAUCUAACGGUGGCAUCUUGUGAAGAGAAGAUGGGAAGCAGUCAAUCCUCCCUCGCUGUAACAAUCUUCCAGAGUUCAUCUAUUUUAUGGCUUCUAGAAUCGUUGUCUGCCGUGAUUUUGCCUCAACAUGCAGUUUCAGAAAAUAGAGCUACCCAAGAGAUUGCCUUUUCUUUGAUGGAUCACACAUCAUAUGUUUUUCUGACACUAAGCAAAUAUCAGUUUAUACAUGCGGUUCACUUACCUAUGAAUGUGGAGAAGCUUUGCGAAAAACAAAAUAAUUGUCCUGUUCUCCACGAAGGGUGUACUUCGGACCUGAAGGGCAUCGAUGCAUGGAAAACUCUGGUCCUUAUAGCUGAGACUUUGAAGGAUCGGAUGAAGAGAGAACUUGUCUCUAAAAGAGGCCUUUGUGAUACAAAAAUGCAAGUUCAUCUAAGUUUUCUUGAACUUAUGAACUUAUCUUCACUUAUUUCUUGCUCUCAAGGUUUUAUGUGGGGGUUGGCAGCUGCCUUGGACCACAUAGAUAUAAACAAUAGAAAAGUUAAAGCAAAAUUAUCGAGACAGAAACAUGAACCUAUGGACAAACUAAUCUGUUGCAUAGAUGUGUUUGCAGAGUUUGUAAAUUAUUUCAUUGGAGCGUUGCUUAUUGAGGAUGGCCAAUUGCCAGGUAAUUUCUGGGAUGGUCAGAAUCUUCCCAUGUCAGCUAGCAGUGAUGAUACACUGGGGGUGAAGGAGUCCUUUUUGUAUGAAAAAGAGAAUCAGAACUGUGGAGCUGUGAGGAAGUGCUCUGCAUCUUCAUCCGACAACAACGAUUGCUCUGAUAAAAGUGAUUGGAAGAAAAGGUUCCACUCAGAAAAUGCAGAUUUUGGGGACAGUAUUCUUGCCAAGUGUGAUUCUUUUGAUCUUUGUGGAUUAAACAAGUCUAUGUUGAAUGGCUUUUUAAGGGGUGAAAAUCCCGAAGCUGCAUUUUUUCUCAGACAGCUUUUUAUUGCUUCUUCAGCACUUCUGAGGCUAAAUUUGCAGAUCAAAUGUGCUUCCUUGUCAAUAAGCUCAGUUCCAAUUUUUGUGGGCAUUUCCCAGGUUUUGUUAGCGGAAUUUGCAAACAAGGUUGAAGUUCCGUCGCCAUUGUCCCUUGUUUGCUUAGAUGGCAUCGUUAAGUUUCUUGAAGAGAUUGGGAGUCAUCUUCAUCUAACCAAUCCCACCGUUUCUAGGAAUUUGUAUGUCAAGAUGGUAGAAUUACACUUAGUGGCCAUAGGAAAAUGCAUUGUUUUACAAGGAAAGAGAGCCAGUUUAGCAUCUCAUGAUGCAGAGUCAAGUGCCAAGACAUUAAGUGGCCACAUGGAAUUAUCUGAAGACACACUUUCCUGUGGGCCAUACUGCUUAGACGAAUUAAAAGCUAGGUUGAGGACGUCAUUCAAAGGGUUUGUCAAGAAACCAUCAGAGUUGCAUCUGUUUGAUGCUAUUCAGUCAUUGGAGAGAGCACUAGUUGGAGUGCGGUUAGGAUGCACAAUAAACUAUGAGAUAUGUACAGGAAGUUCAGAUGGGGGAAAGGUUUCCUCGAUUGUGGCAGCUGGCAUUGACUGCACAGAUUUGGUUCUUGAAUUUGUUACAGGACGCAAACGUUCGAGUGUUGUUAAAAGUCACGUUCGGAGCUUAGUUGCCUGCCUGUUCAACAUCAUUCUGCAUUUGCAGGGUCCAUCGAUUUUUUACAGGAAUAUCAUCACUAGUAAAGGUGAUGCUGAUCCUGAUCCAGGAUCAGUCAUUCUCAUGUGUGUUGAGGUAUUAACAAAGGUUUUUGGAAGACAUGCUAUGUACCAAUUGGAUUCCUCGCAAGUUGGGCAGUCCUUGCGAAUACCAGCGGCUUUAUUUCAGAAUUUUUUCCAGCUUAGAAUUUCUGAAGCUCCUUCUGCAGAAUCUGCACCUAAUUCUCUGAUGUUCUUGGAUGGUCGAGAUACUGAGAUUGUAGAAGUCACGAGUUCCUGUGUUGUGGACCGACGGUUCUUGAUUGACCUAUUUGCUGCAUGUUGCCGGUUACUGAGUACUGUUCUUAAGCAUUACAAAAGUGAGACGGAGCAUUGUGUUGCUCUACUUGAAGAUUCAGCUUCUGUUCUCCUUCAUUGUUUGGAGAUGGUAGAUCCUGCUGCAGUAGUCAGAAAAUGUUAUUUCACAUGGGAAGUACUAGAGGCAGUGAAGUGUGCUUCCUUUCUUCGACGAAUUUAUGAGGAGAUGAGGCAGCAGAAGGAUGUUUUUGGCCGACAUUGUUCUCUGUUUUUAUCUAAUUACAUAUAUACUUAUUCAGGAUUUGGUCCCCUUAAAACAGGCAUCAGAAGGGAAGUAGAUGAGGCUUUGAGACCGGGUGUUUAUGCUCUGAUAGAUGCUUGCUCAGCAGAUGAUCUUCAACACCUUCAUACCAUAUUUGGAGAGGGUCCUUGUAGAAGCACUCUGGCAACUCUGCAACAUGAUUAUAAACUGAAUUUCCAAUAUGGAGGAAAAGUGUGAUCGUGGUUUUUUCCCUCUGAUAUGGGAUUCUUCCUUUGAAAAUCCUCGAAGGCAAGGUUGUCUAUUUUCGAUCUUUUGAAAUUCCGAUGCGAUGUGAACGUCAGAGCGACAUUAGAUAUUUACUUCAGGCUAAACUCCACGUGGUAGAACUGAAGCUGUACCUUAUGAUCAAAAGUUACCAAAAGGGGGAUAUUCAGCUCAGUCAUCAAGUUAUUCAGCUCAGUCAGCAAGUUAUAGUAUGAAUUGGGGAAAUUGUAUAAAAGCUGUAAUUUCUGCUAACUACUGUUGUCAGAAAGUAUAGUUUAUUCUUCUUUAGACGUCUUUCCAUGGUGAUAUCUGAACCAUGCUGCUGUUCGACCAGAUGAUACGAACGCAUUUAUGGGUUUCUUUAACACCUUUGUCUAAUUUGGCAGAUUCCUUUGCAAAUUAGAACACCUCAGUCAACUGUUUCCGAAGUCAUGUAUUGCUUGAAGUUUGUUCA